Molecule: messenger RNA, 4680 nt
Organism: Serendipita indica DSM 11827
Lineage: Eukaryota; Fungi; Basidiomycota; Agaricomycetes; Sebacinales; Serendipitaceae
Source: the annotation of a GenBank genome assembly
AUGUCUGUUCUCCGUUCGUGGACGACUAGGAUAAAGCCAGCCUCGAAACCCAAAUCAAAGCGACCUUUGGAGCCCGAAUCAAAGCCAGGUCCAAAGCCUUCAAAGCUAGAUGACCUUGGGUUUCUAGAGGUUGCACCUGGAGUCGAUCCCGUCGUCGAUAUUGUCGCCAUUCAUGGUCUACAAGGUCAUAGAGAGAAGACAUGGACGACGGACGAUCAAAUUUAUUGGCUGCGUGAUCUCUUGCCUUCCGACUUGCCCAAUGUCCGAAUCCUCAGUUAUGGAUAUGAUGCCGACACCCGCAAUCAUGAAUGCGUAUCCACUCAGACGAUCAGUCGACACGCUGAUGGAUUAGCCAAUGCGCUUGCAAGGAUACGGAAAGACGCUCCUCGGCGUCCCAUCAUUUUCAUUGCACAUAACAUAGGAGGUAUCAUUCUCAAGCGGGCUCUUGUUAUCUGUCACAAUCAGAGCCUGGAAUCAAAGGGUCAUCUCCGAGAUAUUCUAGUAUCCACGCAUGCAGUCUUGUUCUUUGGGACUCCACACUUUGGCAUCGAAAAUACGACUGUCAUCGAGGGUAUCAAUCGCGUAUUGUCGUUGUACAUGGAAACGACAGACGCUAUUCUCAAAGGUCUUCAAUCUCACUCGCCAGAGCUCGAGAAUAUUCAGAAAGAUUGGGUCGCGGCGAGCGAAAAGAUUAGCAGGAUAUUCUUCUGCGAGGAUUACGUUAUGUCCAGUCGACGAGAACUUACUGUCCCGCAUCGGUCGGCUGUUAUCGCCGGUGACCGCAAUGCAACGACAAUUGUUCUCCAUACGGAUCACCGCAAUCUGGUUCGAUUCUCUUCCAAGGAGAACGACAACUACAAGACAGUUCGCUUUCAUCUCAAUGACUACGUCGACACUGCGCCUGAGGCAAUACGUGAGAAAUGGGUACGAGAGGAUGAUUUCCGCAACUUAGCAAAGGGCGAGCCCAUCUCGGAAAGGGUCAUGGUGCAGUCCAAGGAGAUUCUUGACAACUUGGAAAAAACUGCGAUACUUCAGCUUCCAUUGGUAGCAUUCGCUCCAUCCUCAGUCCACACUACCUGUCUCGAAGGAACGCGCAAGGCUGUACUUCAGACCAUCUGCGACUGGGCCGACGACAAUUCGGCGAGGCCCAUAUUCUGGCUAUGCGACAUUGCUGGCUCCGGGAAAUCUAGCGUCGCAAUGACCGCAAUGGAAACAUGGCGAAAGGAGGGAAAGCUAGGUGGCCGCUUUUUUUUCUCCAUCGCAAGCAACGAAGCUUCGACAACCGAGAAACUCUGCUCGACUAUAGCAAGAGACCUUGUCAAACAUAUCCCUGAGCUCGCUCCACAAGUGGCUCAGGCUGUGAAGCAAAACACAUCUAUCCUACAGAGUCCUGUCAAGGAGCAGUUCCGGGAGCUCAUCACGGAUCCUCUUAAUGUCCUACAAGGACGCACAAUUCUUGUCAUCGAUGCAGUCGACGAAUGCAAGAAUGCAUCGCAGCGCAAGGAAGUACUUGAAACCCUGUCGACGGCCGUUCGACAAUGCGAGAACCUCCGGAUAUUCAUGACGAGUCGUCCCGACCCUGUCAUCGAAGCCGCACUGGGGUCGCUCUCGAUCAAAUGCAAGUUGGAGGACCGCCUUCACGACGUCAGCCACCCCGAUAAUGUCGACGACAUUGCAGUCUACGUACAUCAAUCGCUAAAUCAGGUCCUCUCAGAGGACAAGAGACAGCGAUUAGUCGGUAAAGCCAACGGGUUGUUCAUUUGGGCGAGCACUGCGUGCCGGAUGCUCAAAGACGAAACCACUCUGAACACUCCCGAUAGUAUAUAUGAUCGCCUGAUUUCCUUGGAGGAACCUGGAGCUAUAGACGAGGUAUAUGACCUCAUCUUCGAGCGCACAGACAAAGAAUCCUACAAAGUCCUAUGUCACAUGCUCGCUUUACUUCUAGUGGCGUUUGAGCCACUCACGAUGGACGACAUGGAGGACCUUGUAAAGCACGUCGGAGUGCGGGGAAGUGUCAAGGCGUUGAUCAAGAACCUAGGAAGCGUGCUUAGUCUGGAAGCGGGUACAAAUCUGAUCCAGUUCCGUCAUCCCACCCUUGUUGAGUAUCUCGGACGGCGUUCUAUCCCCAUAGCCGCUCGAGGGCGCAAUGGAAUACAUCUGGACGUUGUCAAUGCACACGGGCAAGCUGCAUCGUGGUGUGUUAAAUGCCUCAAGUCGCGGACUGAUGGUCUCAAGUUCAACAUAUGUCAAAUCGAGUCAUCUUUCUACCCCAACAGUCAGAUCCCAGACCUCGAGGCAAGAAUAUCAAAGUUCAUUCCAAGAAGACUUCGAUAUGCAAGCUCCAAUUGGUUGUUCCAUGUGUCAGGAGCGGACGACAGCAGGCGAUGCAUGCUUGAAAACGAAUUUUGUGACAUUAUUAAGAGCCCAUACGUACUCUACUGGAUGGAGGCUCUGAGUUUGACUAGAGGUGUUCCACGAGCAAUCGCCGGUCUGCGAGCUCUUGCGCGUCACGUUGAACUCGGAGAGGAGACUAAAAGCCGGAUCAGCGAUGUAAGAAGGUGCUUGACAGCGUUUUCGGUGCCAAUUCAAGACAGCGCUCCGCAUGUCUACAUCUCAGCGCUUCCGUUUGCACCAAGGGACUCGACUCUACGUCGUGAAAGUCUACGCGAGUAUAGUGGGACCUUGCGUGUGAUUCGAGGGCUCGAGGAUACAUAUCCUGGGUUCCCAAGAGCUCUUCGAGGUCAUUACGACGGCGUCACGGCCGUCGCAUUUUCUCCAGACGGCUCCCGAAUUAUUUCUUGCUCUGAAGACCAGACGAUUCGGCUUUGGGAGGUGGAUACGGGUGAGCAGGUGGGAAAGCCGCUCCGAGGCCAUAGUGACUCGGUCAACGCCGUCGCAUUCUCGCCAGACGGCUCACGAGUCGUCUCUGGCUCUUGGGACAAGACGAUUCGACUUUGGGAGGCAAAUACGGGUGAGCAGGCGGGAGAGCCACUCCAAGGCCAUAGCUACUCGGUCAACACCGUUGCAUUCUCGCCAGACGGCUCACGAAUCGUUUCUGGCUCUGACGACUCGACGAUUCGACUUUGGGAUGCAAAUACGGGUGAGCAGGUCGGAGAGCCACUCCAAGGCCAUAGCUACCCGGUCUUGGCUGUUGGAUUCUCGCCAGACAGCUCACGAGUCGUCUCUGGCUCUUCGGACAAGACGAUUCGACUUUGGGACGCAAAUACGGGUGAGCAGGUCGGAGAGCCACUCCAAGGCCAUAGCGACUCGGUCAACGCCGUCGCAUUCUCGCCGGACGACUCACGAGUCGUCUCUGGCUCUUCGGACAAGACGAUUCGACUUUGGGACGCAAAUACGGGUGAGCAGAUGGGAGAGCCACUCCAAGGCCAUAGCUACUCGGUCGACGCCGUCGCAUUCUCGCCAGACGGCUCACGAGUCGUCUCUGGCUCUUCGGACAAGACGAUUCGACUUUGGGACGCAAACACAGGUGAACAGGUCGGAGAGCCACUCGAAGGCCAUGCUGACUCGGUCAAGGCCGUCGCAUUCUCGUCAGAUGGCUCACGAGUCGUCUCUGGCUCUUCGGACUACACGAUUUGCCUUUGGGACGCAAAUACGGGUGAGCAGGUCGGAGAGCAGCCCCGAGGUCAUAGCGACUCGGUCACCGCCGUCACAUUCUCGCCAGACGGCUCACGAGUCGUCUCUGGCUCUUCGGACAAGACGAUUCGACUUUGGGACGCAAACACGGGUGAGCAGGUCGGAGAGCCGCUUCGAGGUCAUAACUCCUCUAUUAACGCCGUCGCAUUCUCGCCAGACGGCUCACGAGUCGUUCUGGCUCUUCGGACAAGACGGUUCGACUUUGGGACGCAAAUACGGGUGAGCAGCGCCUCGGUCAAGGCCGUCGCAUUCUCGCCAGACGGCUCCCGAAUUAUUUCUUGCUCUGGCGACGAGACGAUUCGGCUUUGGGAGGUGGAUACGGGUGAGCAGGUGGGAAAGCCACUCAAAGGUCAUAGCGCCUCGGUCAACGCCGUCGCAUUCUCGCCAGACGGCUCACGAGUCGUCUCUGGCUCUUCGGACAAGACGAUUCGACUUUGGGACGCAAAUACGGGUGAGCAGGUCGGAGAGCCGCUCCGAGGACAUAACUCCUGGGUCUUGGCCGUCGCAUUCUCACCAGACGGCUCACGAAUCGUCUCUGGCUCUAUGGACGAAACUAUUCGACUUUGGGAUGCAAAUACGGGUGAACAGGUCGGAGAGCCACUCGAAGGCCAUGCUGGCUCGGUCAAGGCCGUCGCAUUCUCACCAGACGGCUCACGAGUCGUCUCUGGCUCUAUGGACGAAACUAUUCGACUUUGGGACGCAAAUACGGGUGAGCAGGUCGGAGAGCCGAUGGAAGCGACACUCCCACUCCAAGAUUCUGACGACUCGGUCAACACUGUCGCAUUCUCACCAGACGGCUCACAAAUUGCCUCUGGCGUUGAAAAUAUUAUUCAUCUAUGGGAUGCAGUGAUUAGUCACUCAUCGCAACAGCCACAUCAAGAUUGCAAGGACGCUGCCUCCUCGCCGGACGGUCUGCAAACCGUUCCUAAUUCAAUAGGUGACAUGAAUGCAGUGUUCCAUCUAGACUCCAGUCAGUUUGGUCCCUACCUAUUCCUGAAUGUAGAGCGAGCUGACGAUUAUCACUAG